GCUAAUCCGGUAGCAAGGGCUGCAAGGCAGGGUCUGGAGGUGCUCGGCGUCGCUCUGGCACGGCCAUGGCGGGCGGGGAAGACCGCGGGGACGGAGAGCCGGUAUCAGUGGUGACUGUGCGGGUACAGUACCUGGAAGACACCGACCCCUUCGCAUGUGCCAACUUCCCGGAGCCGCGCCGGGCCCCUACCUGCAGCCUGGACGGGACGCUACCCCUGGGCGCGCAAAUACCUGCGUUGCACCGCCUGCUGGGGCCGCCACUCAAGCUGGAGGACUGUGCCCUGCAAGUGUCUCCCUCUGGCUACUACCUGGACCCCGAGCUGUCCCUGGAAGAGCAGCGGGAGAUGCUGGAAGGCUUCUACGAAGAGAUCAGCAAAGGGAGGAAGCCCACGCUGAUUCUGCGGACUCAGCUCUCUGUGAGGGUCAGCGCCAUCCUGGAAAAGCUGUACGGUUCCAGCGGCCCAGAGCUCCGCCGCGCCCUCUUCUCACUAAAGCAGAUCUUCCAGGAGGAUAAGGACUUGGUGCCGGAGUUCGUGCACUCGGACGGGCUGAGCUGCCUGAUCCGGGUGGGUGCCGCUGCUGACCACAACUACCAGAGCUACAUCCUCCGAGCAUUGGGCCAGCUUAUGCUGUUUGUGGAUGGGAUGCUGGGGGUGGUGGCCCACAGUGAGACCGUCCAGUGGCUGUACACACUGUGUGCCAGCCAGUCCCGCCUGGUGGUGAAGACCGCCCUGAAACUGCUGCUGGUGUUUGUGGAGUACUCGGAGAGCAAUGCGCCCCUCUUCAUCCGCGCUGUCAACUCCGUGGCCAACGCUACGGGUGCGCUUCCGUGGGCCAACCUGGUAGCCAUCCUGGAGGAGAACGGCGCUGACGCAGAGCUGCUGGUGUACGCCGUCACCCUCAUCAACAAGACGCUGGCGGCGCUCCCGGACCAGGACUCCUUCUACGACGUGACGGACGCGUUGGAACAGCAGGGCAUGGAGGCGCUGGCCCAGCGCCAUCUGAGCACCGCGGGCACCGACGUCGACCUGCGCACGCAGCUGGUGCUCUACGAGAGCGCCUUGCGCUUGGAAGAUGGAGACAUCGAGGAAGGCGUCGCGGGUGGGAGACGGGAGCGCCGAAAGCCGUCCUCCGAGGAGGGCAAAAGGAGCCGCCGAUCGUUGGAAGGCGGGGGUGCCCCCGCCCCGCGGGCCCCAGAGCCUGUCCCCACAGGCCCCGCCUCCAGCCCCUCAGGCCCCGCCUCUCCAGUGGGCCCUAGCUCCCUGUGCCUCUUCUCCAGCAUCUCCGCGGCGUCCUCGGCAGACAGCUCCAGCGAGCGGAGCGUCUACAAAGCACGUUUCCUGGAGAACGUGGCUGCAGCAGAAACAGAGAAGCAGGUUGCGCUGGCCCUGGGCCGGGCAGAGACACUGGCAGAGGCCAUGCCCGACGAAGCUGACGGACAUGCAGACACCCGAGAACUAUGGAGCUCCCCAGAGCCAGCCCCCAGACCGCCCCUGAGCCCUGCACCCCGAGUCCUUCUCCGGGCCCAGCAGAGCUUUGAGCCGGAGUCCAAGGAGCCACGGGCCCCACCCAGCCCUAAGAUUGAGAUGACGCCCACCCAGGUUUCCCCUCCCCGUGCACCCAAGCUUUGCAUCGGGGACUUGGACUUUUCAGACCUAGGGGAGGAUGAGGAUCAGGACGUGCUGGACAUGGAGGUCACGGAGGCCGGGAGUGGGGUCCCACCCCCACCCCCCCUGCCCAUGGGGGCACCCCCACCUCCACCACCCCUCCCUUCCCUGCUCUCGGCAGUACCGCCCCCCCCACCAGCCCCACCUCCCCCACCAACUAAAGGCCCCUUGCCGCCACCCCCUCCCCUGGCUGCCCCUCCUACCCACUCAGCCCCUGAUGGCCCAGCAAUCCCCACCAAGAGGAAGACAGUCAAACUCUUCUGGCGGGAGCUAAAGCUGGCAGGGGGCCCGGGGGGCGCCGGGGGCAGAUUUGGGCCCUGCCCGACUCUGUGGGCCUCGCUGGAGCCUGUCUCAGUGGACACAGCGAGGCUGGGGCACCUCUUUGAAUCCCGUGCCAAGGACGUGCUGCCCUCCAAGAAAGCCGGUGAGGGCCGCCGGACAAUGACCACCGUGCUGGACCCCAAGCGGAGCAACGCCAUCAACAUCGGCCUGACGACACUGCCCGCCGUUCACGUCAUCAAAGCUGCCCUACUGAACUUUGAUGAGUUUGCCGUCAGCAAGGAUGGCAUUGAGAAGCUGCUGACCAUGAUGCCUACGGAUGACGAGCGACAGAAGAUCGAGGAGGCCCAGCUGACCAACCCCGACGUCCCCCUGGGUCCCGCAGAGAGCUUCCUGCUGACCCUCGCGUCCAUCGGGGGCCUGGCUGCCCGCCUACAACUCUGGGCCUUCAAGCUGGACUACGACAGCAUGGAGCGGGAAAUCGCAGAGCCUCUGUUUGACCUGAAAGUGGGCAUGGAGCAGCUGGUGAAGAACGCCACCUUCCGCUGUCUGCUGGCCACCCUGCUGGCGGUGGGCAACUUCCUCAACAGCUCCCAGAGCAGCGGUUUUGAGCUGAGCUACCUGGAGAAGGUGUCCGAGGUGAAGGAUACGGUGCGGCGGCAGUCCCUGCUGCACCAUCUCUGCUCCUUGGUGCUCCAGACCCGACCAGACUCCUCCGACCUCUACUCGGAAAUCCCUGCCCUGACCCGCUGUGCCAAGGUGGACUUUGAGCAGCUGGCUGAGAACCUGGAACAGCUGGAAUGCAGGAGCAGGGCAGCCGAGGAGAGUCUGCGAGGCCUGGCCAAACAUGAGCUGGCCCCGGCCCUGCGUGCCCGCCUCACCCACUUCCUGGCCCAGUGUGCCCGCCGGGUGGCCAUGCUGAGGGUGGUACACCGCCGGAUCUGCAAUCGGUUCCAUGCCUUCCUGCUCUACUUGGGCUACACGGCCCAGGCAGCCCGAGAGGUGCGGGUCACGCAGUUCUGCCACACCCUGCGAGAGUUUGCCCUCGAGUACCGGACCUGCAGGGAGCGGGUGCUGCAGCAGCAGAAGAAGCGGGCCACCUACCGUGAGCGCAACAAGACUCGGGGACGCAUGAUCACCGAGACAGAGAAGUUCUCAGGAGUGGCUGGGGAGACUCCCAGCACCCCAGCUGUCCCUGUGGCUGUGGGCAGCGGGCCAGGCCGGGGCGAUGCCGACAGCCAUGCCAGCAUGAAAAGUCUGCUGACUAGUAGGCCUGAGGAUGCCACACACAACCGCCGCAGUAGAGGAAUGGUGUCGAGCAGCUCCCCUGUGAUGCCCACACCCCAGGGGCCCUCUGAGACACCGCCAGAAGAAUCCCCAGGCUCCAGUUCCCCUGGCGACACUUCCGAUGAGAUCAUGGACAUGCUGGUGCAGUCAGUGACCAGGAGCAGCCCUCGGGCCCUAGCGGCUCGGGAACGCAAGAGGUCGCGUGGCAACCGCAAGUCUUUGAGACGGACGUUGAAAAGUGGUCUUGGAGAUGAGCUAGUGCAGGCACUCGGACUGAGCAAGGGCCCUGGCCUGGAGGUGUGAUGGUGCAACUUCCAGCAAACCGACCUGCGCCUAGACUUGCUGGAGAAGAGACUGUUACAAGAAGAAGGCCCAUAGGCCUCUUCCCAAACCAAAUGCCGGUGCCACUCCGUGCCCAGGGCCCCCCCUGAGCCUUGAGCAGUAUUAGUCUUCGUGUGUGUCCAUGUGAAUCUCAGCUCCCUGAACUCUGGAGCCCAAUAAAGUUUUCUUAACCAA
This is a messenger RNA of Echinops telfairi (small Madagascar hedgehog), 3749 nucleotides long. It is a transcript of the gene FHOD1, whose product is annotated as formin homology 2 domain containing 1. Gene Ontology annotation, cellular component: cytoplasm; cytoskeleton. NCBI's taxonomy places the organism in Eukaryota, Metazoa, Chordata, Mammalia, Afrosoricida, Tenrecidae. Bases 66 to 3536 code for a protein of 1156 amino acids. Gene Ontology annotation, molecular function: actin filament binding. The record is from RefSeq and is a predicted model, not a curated record. Gene Ontology annotation, biological process: cortical actin cytoskeleton organization; actin filament network formation. The transcript has 22 exons.